GUAGACUCCUUUUUGAAACACGUGUUGCAAACAGGAGAUGAUAAACCUGGGUUGUUUGGAAAAACGAAAACUUACUAUGGUACAGUUGAAUCUCAAGGACGACUUACGUUGCAUCUGCAUCUUCUACUGUGGAUUGAGGGUACUUUGUCACCACACGAAGUGCGCGAACGCGUCCUUGCCUCUGCUGAGUUUCGCAAGGAUUUUAUCGAUUAUCUUGAGUCAAUGCAUCAAGGGGAGUUUUGUCACGGAGAUCUUGAUAGUGUGUCUUCGCGAAGGGAUGAGCUUAACGAUGCCGGCGUGGGAGACCCCACUGAGCGAAUCCCUCACUUCUCACUGCACUUGGAAACUGCCGAACAGAAGGCUGCUUACUUUAAGACGGUCUGCGAUGAAGUCGACCAGCUCAUUUUGCGAUCUAAUAAACAUCGUGAGCAGCACGACAAAGGGUGUUUGCGUCAGUAUAACGGCCAGGUAUAUUGUCGUUCGCGCUUUCCGCGAGAGAUUCGAGACGAGGUGCUGGUCAACUGGGACACAGGUGAUGUUGAGCUGAAACAUCGUGAGGCAUGGAUCAACACUUUCAAUCGUGUGAUCACUUACCUGCUGCGAUGCAACAGCGAUAUCACAUCUCUUUUAUCUGGAACACAAGUUCGUGCUGUCAUUGCAUAUGUCACCGAUUACAUCACGAAGGGAACGCUGACAACGCACGCAAUGUUUCAGACGAUUAAGACCGUCCUUGAUCGAAAUGUUGAGUUAGUGAAUAGCUCUGUUGCACGAGAGAGAAAUGCUCGCACGGUGUUAACUCGUAUUGUAAAUGCUUUGACCGCAUUGCAUGAGGCUCCGGGACCCAUGAUUUGUGCAUACUUGCUAGGACACUCUGAUCACUACACGCCUGAGACCUUCAAGGUGUUUCACUGGUAUUCCUUUGUGCGAGAAGCCGGUGAAACCGGGUACCAUGAACCGUUAGUCAGCUCCGGAGAAGGUGAAGGACUUCCCUCCAAGGUUGUUUUGACGCGUCAGGGCGAGCAAGUUGUGGGUUUCUCCCGAGUUUACGACUAUACUCGUAGACCUGAAAUUUAUAAUAAUUGGUGUCUGUACGAUUAUUUAAUAUGGACUCACCCACAAAAAUUAACACAGCGAGACCUCCGUAAUGAGGCUCAGCUAGACGAAAGUAUACACUCGCAAGGUAUAGCAAGCGUCGGUGACGAUGAUCAACUCGAGCCAUUAGAUGAUGAUACAGGUGACACUCACAGUGAUGACGAUGAGGAAGAUCAAGGAGAUGUGAUGCGCCCGGGUCCUCAACGCGUUAAUCAGUCCAAGUGCUUCAGACGAUUUUUACCCACCCAUCCAUUAGCAAAUACUCACGGCGUAUUCAAAGUCGCCUCGCCUUAUGUUCUUAACUUUGUGGGUGGAAUACUUCCUCGCAAGGACCAUGGAGAUCGGGAAUAUUAUUGUCAAGUGAUGCUGAUCUUGUUUUGCCCUGGAGGCUGGCGAUCCAGCCUGGACUUGAGACAUGACACAACUUCGUGGAGCCUGUUGUUUAAUGAGACAGAGUUUGCGACUGAGCAU
Messenger RNA from Phanerochaete carnosa HHB-10118-sp, 1563 nucleotides. RefSeq lists its product as uncharacterized. The transcript has a single exon. NCBI's taxonomy places the organism in Eukaryota, Fungi, Basidiomycota, Agaricomycetes, Polyporales, Phanerochaetaceae. The annotation marks the transcript as partial. The record is from RefSeq and is a predicted model, not a curated record.